AUGGCUAAUACCAUCGAUAAUGUAAAUAGCACGCUUGAAGUUAUUGAACAUUUCUACAAAAACUAUAAUCUCGGCGAUGUCAGCAAGAUCCCGAAAAUCACCAACAUAAUCGAUGCCAAUCUUAGGCAAAUUAAAUCCUCGCUAGCGGGUUCGAUAUCGGUUGGAGAUAAACGGCACCUUGCAGCUAUGGCUGGAAAAAUGGAACGUUACAAGGUGCUUAUUGGUCAACUGGGGAAAUCUAUAGCCGGCUCCUCCUUGGCUAGAAGACCCUUGGUGGAAUGGAGGGAUCUAGCGACCGCAUUCAAGACACGUGUGAGUACCGGGAUUCUUGUUAACCUAGGACAUAAGACUUUAGGGCCAUUUUUUCAUGAUAGUUGUAAGUUAUUUAUUAGUAAGAUUAGAGGUAUAUUUCCUAGAUAUAAUAGUCCGCUAAAAACAAAUUUUGAGUUUUGCGCGGAAUUUGUAAAACCCGCGAUAAAUAAAAAUAAUGAAGUAUUAGCAUGUAGGGAAUUUAGUUUUUUAACAAAGAAUUUUAAUAUCUUAUCCGGGGAUUUAAAUGAGGCUAGCUUAAAACAAUUAUUUAAUAGUAACGUAGUAGACUAUCUGAUGGAUCGAUUAAUGCAAUUCGAGGAGCAAGAUAGUGGUUGGGCACUAUCCAAGAUAAUUUCGUUAACUGUGAACGUAAACAGCGUGACAUUGUUGCAUGCGUCAUCGUUUAUAGAAUUACCGAAAGAAAUUAAAGCUAAAAAAGCGGUCAUCAAUGUUAAAAAUAAUGAUGAGGCGUGUUUUGGGUGGGCGUUGUCAUCAGCCCUUUUCCCCCCUGCUCGAGAUAGCGAUCGCGUAUCAUCAUAUCCAUAUUAUGCGCAAAUUUUAAAUUUUGAUGGUAUUAGUUUCCCCAUGUCUUUAGAUCAGUUACCAAAAUUUUUAAAACAAAAUCCAAAUUUAUCCAUUAAUAUUUACGGCCUUAUUAGGAAAACAAAAUCCGAUUAUGCCACCGUUCCCAUUUAUUUAACCGAUGAAAAGAAAGCUAAUCACGUAAAUGUACUUAUGAUCCAGCAGAACUAUGAAAUCGAAAAGGAUAUUGAAAGUAAUGAUACCGUUCUCAAUAAUGAUGAGGUCGACGAAUCAGUUCGAUUUCAUUUUUGCUGGAUCAAAGAUUUGUUGAGAUUGGUACGUUCACAGUUGACGAAAAAUUGUAGAAAAUUGCAUAUUUGCGAUAGGUGUCUCCACUAUUUUAAUUCAAUAGAUAAACUUAGGGUUCAUGAGUUAGAUUGUAAGUUAGUUAAUAAGUGUAAGAUAAACAUGCCAAAGCCCGGUUCACGUGUAUAUUUCAAGAAUCACGAAUUCAAACAAACCUCCCCUUUCAUCGUUUAUUGUGAUUUAGAAUGUUUGGUGAAAGAUUUUCAGGAUGAUGAGACGCAAAACACCGUGAAAUAUAAGCAGCAUGACGUAUGUAGCAUUGCAUAUUAUCUACAUUGCACCUUUGACAAUUCAUUGUCGAGGUUCCGACUGCAAAGGGGCGAGCAAUGUAUUAAUUGGUUUACCAGUGAACUGGAGGAAAUUUCAAACAAUUUACAACAAUAUUUUAUCAAUCCAGUACAAAUGGAACAGUUAAGUGAUCUGCAAAUGUUAGGAUAUAAUGCAUCCACUCAUUGUCACAUCUGCGAAGAGCCCUUUUUAGAGACCCACGUUAAAGUACGCGAUCAUUGUCACUUUACGGGGCGUUUUCGCGGCAGCACUCACCAGUCGUGUAAUCUACGUUAUAAAGUGCCCCAUAUGAUACCCGUAUUUUUCCAUAAUUUUAGUGGAUACGACAGUCACUUCAUUAUAAAGGAUAUUGCGCAAGCUAUUCCGGGUAAAGUCAAGCUGUUACCUAAGAAUAAAGAAAGAUACAUUUCGUUUACUAAGAAAAUGGAAAAUGCGGAUGUCGAAUUCAGAUUCGUAGAUUCAUAUCGUUUCAUGAGCGAAUCAUUAGAUAAUCUAGCGUCCUAUUUAAAGUUUGACGAUUUCAAAAUUUUGCGCAGCACGUUAAGCCAUUUAAAUGACGAACAGCUGAAACUUUUAACUAAAAAGGGUGUAUAUCCGUAUGAAUAUAUGUGUAGUUGGGAUAAAUUUAUGGAAAAAGAUUUACCGGAAAAGACAAAAUUUUACAGCAAGCUGAAGCAAUCUCAUAUUUCAGAUCAAGAAUAUUCGCAUGCUCGAAACGUUUGGCGUAAAUUUGAUAUUCAAAAUUUAGGUCAAUAUAGCGAUCUUUAUCUAAUGAGCGAUGUGCUUCUACUUGCUGAUGUAUUCACCAACUUUAGAGAAAAAUGCAUAACAACGCAUAAACUCGAUCCAGCAUUCUUUUUCACAGCGCCCGGAUACACAUGGCAAUGCAUGCUGAAUUACACCAAAGUUAAACUCGAGCUGCUCACAGAUGUUGAUAUGAUGUUGUUUGUUGAAAAAGGUAUAAGAGGAGGCAUAACGCAAUGUUGUACAAAAUACAGCAAGGCUAACCAUAAAUAUUUGGAUGAAAAGAAUUUUGAUCCUAGUAAACCCUCUACUCAUAUCAUGUAUAUGGAUAUGGUUAAUUUAUAUGGUUGGGCUCAAAGCCAAUGUUUACCUCUAAACAACUUUAAGUGGCUUAGCGAGUCUAAAUUAAAGUCAUUAACUCCUGAAGCGAUAUUGAAUAUAUCCGAUAAUGCGGAUGAAGGUCUUAUUUUAGAAGUGGAUUUAUCAUAUCCUCAGCAUUUGCACGAUCGGCAUAAAUCAAUUCCGUUUUGCGUUGAACAUGGCACUCCGCCGGGUAGUAAAAAUAAGAAGUUGCUCGCAACUUUGCAUCCAAAGACUAGAUACGUAAUUCACUACCGAAAUUUAAAACAAUGUCUUCAAGCAGGUCUUGUGCUUGAAAAAGUUCAUCGCGCGAUAACUUUCAACCAGUCUUGUUGGUUAAAACCGUAUAUAGACUUGAAUGCACGGUUGCGAGCACAAGCCGCUAACCCCUUCGAAAAGAAUCUCUAUAAAUUAUUAAAUAACGCUAAUUUUGGAAAAACGAUGGAGAAUGUGCGGAACCAUCGCAUUAUUAAACUCGUUACUCGGUGGAGCGGAAGGUACGGAGCCAAUUACUACAUAUCUCAGCCCAAUUUUCAUAGCAGGGAAAUCUUCGAUGAUGAAUUACUAGCUAUCGAGUUAUCAAAAACCGAAAUUUUGUUUAAUAAGCCGCUAUAUGUUGGGAUGGCAAUUUUGGAGAUUUCUAAAACUAGAAUGUACGAUUUUCAUUAUAACUUUAUGCAGCAUCAAUUUAGCGACGACCGCUUAAAAUUGUUGUACAUGGAUACCGAUAGUUUAGUGUAUGAGAUGUUAUGUGAUGAUGCAUACGAUUUGAUACGCGCAAAUAUUUCUCGAUUCGAUACGUCUGAUUAUUCUGAAAAUAACAUCUAUAACAUUCCAAGAUGUAAUGGUAAAGUUUUAGGAAUGAUGAAGGAUGAAUUGGGCGGUAGAAUCAUAACCGAUUGGGUGGCUUUGGCUUCUAAAAUGUAUAGUUUUAAAAUUAAGGAUAGUGAUAAGGAUGUAAUGAAAUUAAAAGGCGUUAGAGAUUAUAUUGUAAAAAAUAGAUUAACUUUUGAUGAUUAUUUAGAAUGUUUAAGGAGCGGGAUUACUAAAAGUGUCGCCCAAAGCAGCAUCGUAUCAAAGAAUCACCAUGUAUAUAGUAUGGAGCAAAAGAAAGUUGCCUUAAGUAAUAAGGACGAUAAGAGGUAUUUAACCUCAAAUGGUAUUGAUACGUUGCCUUGGGGACAUUAUAGUAUUCCCGCUGAAAUGGAUUUAGGAUAAGAAAAUAUAUCGA
Molecule: messenger RNA, 3823 nt
Organism: Photinus pyralis (common eastern firefly)
Lineage: Eukaryota; Metazoa; Arthropoda; Insecta; Coleoptera; Lampyridae
Exons: 1
Coding region: 1-3810 (1269 amino acids)
Source: RefSeq, a predicted model, not a curated record